Molecule: messenger RNA, 1512 nt
Organism: Aspergillus brunneoviolaceus CBS 621.78
Lineage: Eukaryota; Fungi; Ascomycota; Eurotiomycetes; Eurotiales; Aspergillaceae
Product: phytoene desaturase family protein
Exons: 3
Biological process (GO): carotenoid biosynthetic process
Molecular function (GO): oxidoreductase activity
Source: RefSeq, a predicted model, not a curated record
GUAGGUGCAGGCGCCGGCGGAAUAGCGACCGCCGCCCGUCUGGCGAAACGAGGGUACCAAGUGACGGUGGUCGAGAAGAACGACACCGUCGGGGGACGAUGCUCGUUGAUCGAGGAGAAUGGCUACCGCUUCGAUCGCGGCCCCUCCCUGCUGCUCAUGCCCGAAUACUUCGAAGAAGUCUUCGCCGCCCUCGACACGACCAUGGCCGCCGAGGGGGUCGAGCUGCUGAAAUGCAACCCGAACUACCGCAUCUACUACGCCGACGCAUCCCCGCCCCUCGACAUGUCCACCGACAUGGCAGCCAUGCAAUCCGUGGUUGAGGCGCACGAAGGCCGAUCGGGCUGGGAGCGGUUCCUGCAGUUCCUGGUGGAGGCCGGACGACACUACAACCUCUCGCGACAGCAUGUGCUGUACUCGAACUACCCACACGUGUGGAGCAUCGUGAAGCCGGGGAUGAUCCGCAACACAUUCCGACUGCAUCCGUUCACGAGCGUGUACGCGCGGGCGGCGCAUUACGUCAAGUCGGAGCGGUUGCGGCAGGCGCUCACGUUCGCGAGCAUGUACCUGGGGAUGAAUCCGUUCGAGGCGCCCGGGACGUAUUCGCUGCUGCAGUAUGCCGAGUUCGUGUACGGGGUGUGGUAUCCGCGAGGUGGGUUUCGACGGGUCCUCGACGCAAUCCACGCCAUCUCGACCCGCCACGGAGCGACCUACUGUCUCAACACGCCCGUCUCGCACAUCACCCUCUCCGCCGACCAAAAGACCGCCACCGGCGUCCAACUCACCACCGGCGAGACCCUCACCGCGGACACGGUCAUCAUCAACGCCGACCUAAUCUACGCCUACAACCACCUCCUCCCACCAACCGCCUACUCCGCCUCCCUAACCCACCGCGAAACCUCGUGCAGCAGCAUCAGCUUCUUCUGGUCCUUCAACACAACCCUCCCCCCCCUAGAAUCACACAACGUCUUUCUAGCAGCAGAAUACCAAGAAAGCUUCGACGCCAUCUUCCACGAAAAGCACCUCCCGCGCCACCCAAGCUUCUACCUCCACGUCCCCAGCCGGGUCGACGCGACUGCCGCCCCGCCCGGCUGCGACGCCGUCGUCGUCCUCGUCCCCGUCGGCAACCUGGACCCCUCCCCAUCCGCCCCCCCACACACGGCCACCCGAAAAUCCCGCCCGGAAUACUGGGACACCGUCGUGGCCCAGCUCCGCGAAACCAUCCUGUCAACGCUAGCGCAACGAACCGGCGUGCCCGACCUACGCGCCCAUCUCGUGCACGAACGCCUAGAGACCCCGCUGACCUGGCGCGAGAAAUACAACCUCGACCGCGGCGCGAUCCUGGGUCUGUCGCAUUCGUUCUUUAAUGUGUUGGGCUUCCGGCCUAAGGUGCGCCAUCCUGAUAUUCGGGGGCUGUUUUUUGUGGGGGCCAGUACGCAUCCUGGGACGGGGGUGCCGGUUUGUUUGGCGGGGAGUCGGAUUGUAUCUCAGGAGGUUAUUGGGGACUUUGAGGGG